Lithohypha guttulata is the source of this 489-nucleotide messenger RNA. RefSeq lists its product as uncharacterized. The transcript has 3 exons. Bases 1 to 489 code for a protein of 162 amino acids. NCBI's taxonomy places the organism in Eukaryota, Fungi, Ascomycota, Eurotiomycetes, Chaetothyriales, Trichomeriaceae. The record is from RefSeq and is a predicted model, not a curated record. Gene Ontology annotation, cellular component: membrane. Gene Ontology annotation, biological process: response to oxidative stress; mitochondrial respiratory chain complex I assembly.
AUGUCUACUAUACUCCGAACCCUGCGAAACUUACGGAAGAUCGGUUUCAAGGAGUAUGGUCACCAGCUACAGUACAUGGGCGAUACGAAGUCUGGUGUCUUGGUUGGCACAGAUCGACUGGGCAACAAAUACUAUGAGAACUUGCAAGAAGACUUGCCAUUGCGAACACGAUGGGUUGACUAUAAAGAGAAAGAGUUUGAUGCUUCACAGAUCGACCCAGGCUGGCAUGCUUGGAUGAGUUACAUGGUUGAUAAGCCACCGUCAGAGGAUGCCCUGUUACAGAUCAAACAGAGACCGUGGGAGAGUCAGAAAGGCCAAGGCAACUACACGCUUAGCCGCAGCAUGUACAAACCAUAUUCGACAGUGAAGCCCAAGCUCAGUGCGUGGACACCUGUGGCGAAACCACGAGAUGGUAAAACUCCCUUUGAGUUGCCACAACCAGUGGAAGGGGCUACCGCAUACGCACAGGAUCCCGAUCCAAAGUCAUAG